Messenger RNA from Papilio machaon (common yellow swallowtail), 2041 nucleotides. Its product is annotated as meiosis-specific with OB domain-containing protein-like. NCBI's taxonomy places the organism in Eukaryota, Metazoa, Arthropoda, Insecta, Lepidoptera, Papilionidae. The transcript is spliced from 9 exons. Bases 90 to 1310 code for a protein of 406 amino acids. Gene Ontology annotation, biological process: resolution of meiotic recombination intermediates. The record is from RefSeq and is a predicted model, not a curated record. Gene Ontology annotation, molecular function: single-stranded DNA binding; single-stranded DNA 3'-5' DNA exonuclease activity.
UGCAUAAAAAAAAUGAAAUUGGCGGGAACCGAAGUUUUUUAACAUUCUGUUAUUUCUGUUACUUUCUGUUUGGUUUUCGAUUUCUUACCAUGACGGGAGUACAAAAAGUUUGUUUAAAUAAUUUAAACAUAAACAUUAAGAAUGCUUUUGUGAUUGGCAUAAUUAUAGCUAAAAAAUGUCCAAGAACCUUUAGUCCCAAAGAGAAAAGUAGCGAAUUACGAGGUGUGAUGUCUUUCACUAUAAGGGAUUCCCAAAUUGAUACAAUAAAUGUCGAUGUGUGGGGUUCAGAUAACUUUGUAACGACUUUUUAUAAUAGAUUCAUCGUUGGAGAUGUCGUUGAAAUUUAUUCGCCAAAAAUUUGCGUCAAAAGUGUGGCAGAUGAUUUAUUUAAACCACAGGUAUCAUCUCCAUUUUACCUAUCUAUCAACGAAGGAUCCUCCGUCGUGAGUACUUUCAGUGGCGAUACAGGUGCGUAUUUACCGCUUCUCCAUAUUCCGAGUAAAUCAUCAGCGGGCUGUGGUCUCGCUGAAGUAAUGACAUUUACUGAAGGAAAUGGAAAUAUUUAUGUAGACUUGUUAGUUGUUGUGAAAUCUGUGCAACCUGUGAAGAUGAUAAAAACUAAACUCGGUGUGGAAAUGCCGGUACGUGCUGUAGAAAUAGUGGACAACACAACGCCCGCUUCUCUCUAUUUGGAGAUGUUUGAUACCGAUACUAUUCAAAGGGCGGAGGAAUGGCGUCCAUUAGGAAGCGUGUUGUUUAUCGCGGACGCGCGCGUGUCGUGGCGCGGUCGUGGCGCGCGGACGCAGGUGUGCGGGCGCAGCGUCGUCACGCAUCAGCCGCACACUUCUAACGCUGAGGCGCUCAGACUCUAUAUACAAGACCGAGCUGCGGGUGGUGAGGCGGCCGCGUGGUCGGAGUGGAGCGGGCAGCGCGCGUGCGCCGCAACCGUGGAGCAGGUGCGCGACCGCCUCGCUGACGGCGCGCCCUUCUGUGCCUCGCUUCAUGCUCUACUCACACAUCUCGACUUAGACGAUCUGAUUAACUCUACGGACAAUAACUGUGAAGAGUUAAGAGUGCGCUUCGCCGAUCACACCGGGGAACUGACCGCUCGUCUUCCAGCAAAUAUUUUACAGAACACGUUAGGUUACACGACGCAACAGUUAAAAGCGAUGUCGUCAGAAGAACGGGCAGCUGUCCGCUGGCGCCUGCUGCUGGAGCAGUGCUGCGCCAAGUUGGCCGCCACGCCGCAUCGCCUCAUCGUGCUCUCUCUGCGCAAAGCCAACCCUGCCGACCCUAUACCACUUUACUAAGUUUAAUGUUGCCAUUCAUUGAUUCCUUAAUAAACUCUAAUGUAGGCUAAUUAAUGACGAAAACCUUUUCGUUAUUGUCUAAACAUAGACGUAAAUAAAAAAAUUACUUACUAAAGUUAUUUUAUUGCUCCUUUUCAAAGAUUCAUACAUUCAUAAAAGUGAACAUAUUUAGCUUUUGCAAAAACACAUACAUUUUUAUUCUAUUCGUACAAACCAAUUUAAUGAUCAGAAUAAAGAAGGAGUAAGAAAUAUAAAGGUAGUACCUACUAGUGAUGUAACGAAUAUUCGCAUUCGCAUUCGCCAAUAUUCGCAUAUUUUUCGAUAUUCGCAUUCGCAUUCCUAUUCGCAAAAAACGAUGCGAAUAUUUAGCGAAUGUAUUUAACAAACAAAAAGGAAAUUAUUAUAUGGUUGCAUAUGAAAUGAUAACACAACUGAUAAGAUUUAUAUAUUUUUAUUUAACCAUACUUGAAUUAAAAAAAAAUAUUAUGGAACAGUCUUGGUAAGCAACUAAAUUAGAAACACUUUCUCUUUUGUUCUUGUUAGUCUAAUUAAAAUAUUAACAAAAUCACAACUUAACUCCACCACAGAAAAAAUAAUGAAUGUCCAUGCCUUACAUAUAUUUUGAAAAAAAUCUAAUUCUAAAUUCAAGUAUCUUUUGUGAAAACAGAACUUCAGAGAUCCAAUCAAAUCUAAGUAUAAUAUUAAUUUAUAACCUUUUUGGCUUUAAUUAU